AGAGCAGCCGCAGAACCUCAAAUUGUUCUCUCACUGCAAAUAUGGAUGGGUAUGUGGAAAUGAACCAAAACUCCAAAAUCUAUGUUAGUCUGUGGGACUUUCAGAGCUCAGCACCACAGGAGAUGAGCUUCAAGGCCGGCGAUCGUUUCCACGUGCUGAAGAAGACUGGAGAUUGGUGGAGCGCAGUGAAGCUGGACGCACAAGGCCGCAGAGUUGGCAAAAAGGGGUACGUGCCACACAACUAUGUGGCAGAAGAAGGGACGGAGGAACAACAGCCGUGGUUUUUUGGUGACUUGUCCCGCACAGAGGCCGUGAAUCUGCUGAUGAAAGAAGGGAACCAGACUGGGUCUUUUCUAGUCCGAAUUAGCGAUAAGAAUGAAUUCUUCUAUGCCCUUUCAGUUCGGAGUCAGGACGCCGUUAAACACUUCAGAAUCCUACAGAACAACCAGGAAGAGUAUUAUCUGAACUGUGUGACUACCUUUCCUGCAUUGCAUCAGCUGAUAUCAGCGUAUCAUGCAAAGCCUGUGUCACAGGGCCUAAAACUCACUGCUCCAUGUGUGAAGCACGAGCCCCAGGUGACUGAUCUGAGCCUCGUGCCCCUGGACGAGUGGGAGAGGCCGAAAGAGGAGUUUGCUUUGGGCAGGAGGCUCGGUAUGGGGAACUUUUCCGAGGUAUACGAAGGUUGCUGGAAUGGACGCAUCAAGGUGGCCAUCAAAACCAUCAAACAAGGUGUGACCAACAGAGAAAUCUUUAUGAAAGAGACAAGCUUUUUAAAGACAUUGCACCAUCGUAACUUGCUGUCCCUGUAUGCCGUCUGCUCUGUCGGAGACCCUUACUACAUUAUAACGGAGCUCUUACCAAGAGGAGACUUGCUCAACUACCUUCGAGGCCUUGAACACGACCAGGCAAGUAUUGAUGGCUUCCUCGAUAUUGCCAUGCAAGUUGCGGAUGGGAUGCGGUACCUGGAGGCAAAUAACUGCAUCCACAGAGAUCUUGCUGCCCGAAACAUUCUGAUGUCACAGAACAAUAUCUGCAAGAUCGCGGACUUUGGAAUGGCCAGGAUCAUUAAGGACGAAUUGUAUGUAUCCUUAUCAAAGGAGAUCCCUUACAAAUGGACUGCCCCCGAAGCCUUAGCUUUCGGUCGUUACACCACCAAAUCGGAUGUCUGGUCUUUUGGCAUUCUGCUGCACGAGAUCAUGUCUCUGGGGAUGGUGCCCUAUCCAGAGAUUCCUACCGGACAGAUGCUUCAGUACCUCAAAAAAGGCUACAGGAUGAAAGCCCCAGAAAACUGCUCGAAGAAGAUCUAUAGCAUCAUGUUGGAGUGCUGGAGUGAGAACCCACACAAAAGGCCAACCUUUGACGAACUUAAGACAAAACUUGAGAAUUCGGCCAACUAUGAGUUAACAGAGGUCUCUCCCAAACAGUCCAAGCUUAAAGGUAUAUUCAACAUAGGAAUGAAAUGAGGACUUAUGUAGGGGAGCUCGCAGGGGUCAACAUUUCAAAGAAUAGAGCAACGUAUGGACAAAGAUUAAGAGAGCAUUGAGUGGGACCUCCGGAGACUGUGGAACAUCUAACUGAAUCCACAGAGAUCAGUGAAUCAUUCCAUCGAAGCCAUAGAGAGCGGAAGAACUUGCGACAGGAGCCGCAGAUAUCAAGGAAUUAUUCCAUAAUAGUCUCAAAUAUCCAAAAACAUGAAGAGACACACCAGGUCCUUAGAUAAAAGAAAAAGAUCAUGAUAGAAAAUGCCAAUUACACGGAGCUCAGAUCAUCAUGGAACAGAGUUCGGCACAAGAAGUGGCCAUGGGCCAUGUGACUGCUCCCUAGACCAAAGCACUAUGUGACUGCUCCCUGGACCAAAGCAUGAUGUGACUGCUCAAUAGACCAAAGCACCAUGUGACUGCUCCCUGGACCAAAGCAUGAUGUGACUGCUCAAUAGACCAAAGCACCAUGUGACUGCUCCCUGGACCAAAGCACUAUGUGACUGCUUCCUGGACCAAAGCAUGAUGUGACUGCUCCCUGAACCAAAGCAUGACAUGACUGCUCCUUGGUCCAGAGCGUCAUGUGACUGCUACCUGGACCGAAGCACAAUCUGACUGCUCCCUGUAAUAAAGCACCAUGUAACUGCUCCCUGGUAAAGCACACCAUGUGACUGCUCUUGAGUCUAGAGGACCCUGAGAAUGGUCUCUUGUCCAGUGCGCCAUUUUGGUGUAGCCCAAUCCAGAGAUCCUGAUCCCAAGAAUCACGAGACUUGUCACUGUGGAAGUUUGCACAGUAUAAUAGACACAGUCUAGAAACAUAAAAUAUUUCUUCUCACCUCGUUUUUUAUUUUUUUAUUUUUUUAUUACGAUCCACUUAAUUGUUUUCAUUCUUAAUUUAUCAGAACAGUAUUACCACUCUAUAGCCUAAUGCAACAUGGCCCUAUGCUGCUACCAGAGCCUUACCAAAUAUACAGAUAUUAUUCAAUAGGGUAACUUAUUUAAGAAUGAUUUUAUUUUACUGAAAGUAUUCCAAUUAAACCCUGAUUAAAGCACAUUUAAAUAAAACUGAUUACUUGAUAGCAACUGACCGCGAGGCAAUGCAACGGCAGUUAGAUUACACACAUCCCCUAAUGCUGUGUGCAUGCGCAGGAUGCAAUUUACAUCUUAUGUAUUUCGAUAUUGUGGUAUUAGGAACAAAAUACACAAUUCUCAUGUCUGCUACAA
This is a messenger RNA of Pelobates fuscus (common spadefoot toad), 2702 nucleotides long. RefSeq names its product protein tyrosine kinase 6 (gene PTK6). Gene Ontology annotation, biological process: protein phosphorylation. Gene Ontology annotation, molecular function: protein tyrosine kinase activity; protein binding; ATP binding. The record is from RefSeq and is a predicted model, not a curated record. The transcript is spliced from 8 exons. Bases 42 to 1463 code for a protein of 473 amino acids. Lineage: Eukaryota; Metazoa; Chordata; Amphibia; Anura; Pelobatidae.